Capsella rubella is the source of this 1547-nucleotide messenger RNA. RefSeq names its product probable transcription factor KAN4. NCBI's taxonomy places the organism in Eukaryota, Viridiplantae, Streptophyta, Magnoliopsida, Brassicales, Brassicaceae. Gene Ontology annotation, biological process: regulation of DNA-templated transcription; abaxial cell fate specification. The record is from RefSeq and is a predicted model, not a curated record. Gene Ontology annotation, cellular component: nucleus. The coding region runs from base 285 to 1301 and encodes 338 amino acids. The transcript is spliced from 5 exons. Gene Ontology annotation, molecular function: transcription cis-regulatory region binding.
GAAACACUUUUUAACAUCUGCAACAAGAUUUAGGUGAGGGGUUUGUCUACAUGCCCCGGGAAGAGAGAGAGAAUAUAAUCUGAAGUGUAUCUUGAUCUAGGGUUUCUCAUCAUCAACACAGACCAAACCUCCAUGCUUGAUUAGAAAUAAUUAAGUAGAAUUCAUCUUGUCUUUUAUCUCUUUCCAUGUCAAACUAAAGGAUUGAUCUACCCACUUCUUCCAAAUCCUGUAUCUAGUUAAGCCUAGAACCUUCAAACUAUCUCUUUCUUCUGAAAUUAUAAAGAAUGAUCUCAACUAUGGAGGGAGGUGGGAAGAUUGAUAGAGAAGAAGAAGAGGAGGAGGACGAAGGAGAAGGCCACGAGAGUAAGGCUUCCAGCAAUAGUACAGUGGAAGAGAGUGAUAAGAAGACAAAGGUUAGACCUUAUGUGAGAUCUAAAGUCCCUCGACUCCGGUGGACUCCUGAUCUUCAUCUUCGUUUUGUCCGUGCGGUUGAGAGGCUUGGAGGUCAAGAAAGAGCAACACCAAAGUUGGUUCGCCAGAUGAUGAACAUCAAAGGGCUUAGUAUCGCUCAUGUCAAGAGCCAUCUACAGAUGUACAGAAGCAAGAAGAUAGAUGAUCACGGUCAAGCCAUAUCUGAUCACAAACAUCUAUUCGAGACUUCCACAGAUCGAAAUAUCUAUAAACUAAGUCAGCUACCAAUGUUCCGAGGCUAUAAUCAUAACAAUGAUUCUCCAUUCAGAUAUGGAAGUAAAUUUUCGAAUGCGUCCUUGUGGAGUUCUAGCUCUCACGAAACAAACCGGAGUUUGAUAGACCAAAUCAGACCCGGUUUAAUCCGCAGCUCAUCGGUUAGCAAUAAUAUCCGUGGUAGUGAAUAUUGGACUAACAACAGGUCUUUCCAAAACAUCUACUCUUCUUCGGUCACUAGCCACUCACCGAAACUAAGACACGAUCAUCAAGAACGGACCAAUUCAGCCAGCAUUCAAGGACACUCAAGAACGUUUCAGAACGGCGUUGAAGAGAACACUAAUAUGCAUGGUUAUUGUAACAAGACAACGGGAAAAAGAAACGCAAGUACGAGCACUGAUCUCGAUCUCGAUCUCUCUCUUAAGCUACGACAACCCGAGAAGACAGUUUCGGAAGAGACAGAAUCAGCAGCAACAACAACGGAUCAAACGUUGUCCUUGUCGCUAUGUUCGGGGUCGUCUGCAUUGAAAAAGAGCCGACUGAUCAAAACAGACGAAGAGGAUCGGACGGUUAAGAUUGGUGGUCAUCAGGCAAGUACUCUGGAUCUGACUCUAUGAAUUUUAUAUAGUUAAGAAUGAGACAAAUUCUAAGUGAGAUCUUGAGGUACUUAUCCGAUAUAUUUUAAUUAUUCAUCAGUGUCCUUUGUUGUUGUUAAUCAUUUCUGUUUUUUUAAGUAUUAUUAGAAAGGAAACAAAACGGUCUUGAUUAUAUUAACCUUACUGAGUUUGUUUGAUACCGCCAAUUUGUAUCAUCACCAUAUAUAAACAAAUGUUACUAGCUAGACAAUGAUUCGAUUUGUUGUU